GCUUCAAGAUCUUUUUAAAAUGAAAUUAAAAAAAAAAACUUACGAUGGAAAUUAAAAGAUCGAUCGAUCGAUUCUUAAUCAUGUUCGCUGCGAAUGAUCGUAUUAAAGACACCAAUUUAUUCGUCCAGGGUUAUUCGUUCUAAGUAUAGAAUUUAGCCGCAUAUAGUGGAUCCACGUCGUCGCGGAGUCGACGCGACGGCGGCGGCAAGGCAGAGAGGAGAAGCCGAGCGUUCUUUGCUUUCCGCUCGCGGAAAUAAAACAGUUCUUCAUCGGAUACGCUCGCACGGAUAAGCUGUCGAUAAUCUCGGGUUUGACAACCCCUAUUCGGCUUAGCUCUCUCUCUUUCUCUCUCUCUUCCUUCCGAUCUAUCUCUUUCUUGUAUCUUCCUUUCUCUUUCAGAGCAACGAAAACUAUCCAGAGAAACUUGUGACACGAUUGGCCACGUAUAUCUGUUUGAGUUGUUAAAAAAAGAGGAACGGAAAGAGGGGGAGGAAGAAAGAGAGAGACUGAGAUAGAUAGAUAGAUAGAUAGAGAGAGAAAGAGAGAGAGAGAGAGAGAGAGAGAGAGAGAGAGAAACAGACAGACAGACAGAGAAAGAGAGAGAGAAAGAGAGAGAGAGAGAGAGAGAGAGAACGAGAGAACGAGAAGAGUAUCAGAAAACGUGGUCGGAGAGACGAAUACGUGGUCCGUGUUACGUAGUGGACAUAAACCAAGUCUAGCGUGGGUGUCUUCUGCUUCUCAAGGAUUACGUAAUCUCGUCUCUUUCUUUUGCUUACGUCAGCUAUCUUGAAGAUCGCGGACGACGAAGACGAUGAACGAAAAGGAUCUUCCGUUUCGUCUCUAUCAGUCUUAUCUUUGGAUGAUUUAUCAAAGAAAAAUCAUCGAAUUUACGAUGCCAUGUGAUCGAUCCGUUUUGAAAAAUACAUUGAUACGUAUUUUCAGAGUUAUUAUAUUUUCCUGAAAAAUCUAGAUGAUCUUUCUUGUGAUCACGAUUGGAACGGCUAAGAUCGAGCAACGAACGAACGAGUUCUUCUCUUCGAUCGAAGAAGAUUUAUUUGAAGCUGAAUACUUCUUUAGCCAGAAAUUGGUUGGAGAACGGGCAUCGAUGUUAAAAGGAACGAACGACCGUGUGCCAAUAAAAUGAUACACGACUUGAUCUUUCGCGGAGUGUUUAACCGAUUUUAACCUCGUUGUGCAAGAACUCCUCGUAUAUAAAGGAUUUUAUUGAGAAAUCUCGCUUUUGCAUUUGAUCUUUAUUGUAGUAAGAGAUCGGUUAAAGAGUAAACGUUACAACGAUCGAAGAUAUCGAUAUCUGAAUGGCGAGGCACGUUCGAAACGAUUAAUUCAAUCGAAGAUCGAACAGAGAAAAUUCGUCGGGAAAAUGGGUUUGCUUUUGUCGGUGCUCGUUGGUUGCGUUGGAGUCCUUGAAUUGUUAACGUGCCUUAAUCGAGUAUCCCAUCGUUCGAUCAUUUGGAUCGAUCCACCGACAACAUGUCUGUCUUAUCACGAUCGUCCUCAAGGUGGAUUUACCAUACAUGAUUCUUUAUGUGGUAUCGGUCAUUCGAGAGAUCUUGAUUUAUCCUCUGGUGCCAAGUACAAGUUGGAAAAUCUUCAUGAAUAUAGUUUGAGAAUACGAAGUGAACUUCGAUCCAAGGAUCGAACUUUCGAUGGUAAUACUCUCUCAGAUUGUAGCACUACGGAUCUUUUGGCUAGAUCGGAAUCAAAAAUUGAUCCUGAUUUCGAAAGUCUCUCGAGAGAGUUCGAUGAAUCUACUGAGAUUAUUACAUCUACGCUCGCGGAAAAAUCAGAAGAAUAUUUUAGAGUAUCGACGCCGAUAUCGAUUAUUGCUACUACUCGAAAAUCGGAAUCGGAAUUGAGCAACGAAUCCGACAUAUCCUUCGACGAGGAUAUUUUGGAAAAGCGUGUAAAAACGAAAACGUUCGAUGUUUCGCUAGUUCGAGAUACAACAAGGUACGAAGAAUCUCCCUUAUCUGGAAAUGAAUCCGAUUAUGAAGACACAUCGAUAUUAAAAAAAUUAAUUCAAAGGUCAAAAUCACCGGAUGUUUCCAAAAAAUUUGAUAGCAUAGAAUCGUCAAAAAUUGAUACGGAAGUCGAUAAAAAUCGACAAUUGUUAAAAAAAUCUAAAAUCAAGCCAUCGACGACAAUCAUUCGAAAAGCAACGAGAUUGAAAUCGAAGAACGCGGGGAUUAGCAAAUCUGCGGAAAAUCUUAGUACAAAAAAAUCUAAGAGACAACGCGAACCGGAGAGACGUAAAUCAGAUAUAUCUGUACAAACGUCACGUAAUAUUUUGAAAGACGAAUGGACAAACACGUCUCCUCCGGGAAGUCCGAGUUUAUCCAGAUCUGAAAGCAGGGCUAGUGUUUCUGUUCAAGUACAAACGAGUUUUGAGGAGGGACCAUUCGUUGAAAAACUCGAAACUGUGGAACUCCAAGUGGAGAAUCCUGCAUUGGGUUUAUCCGAAAGUAAACGAGACUUAUAUUCUCGUGAGAAACGUGCUAAAAGUUCUUUCAAACGUAGAAGAUUUCGAUCAGCUUCAACCGAGACUACAAGUACCGACGAUUGUGCCGAUCCUCAUGUCAUCGAAUAUGCCAUUGCUUCCGUGGAGAGGUCAUAUAAUCAGGAUCAUUCGAACUCCUUGAAAAUAUCCACUUUUGAGGAAGCUAGUAGAAACGAUUAUGGGAGGGUCAGGGACAUCAUUUUUGAGACAGAGUCGACAACCCGAAACGAUGGAGGAAGGGAGAAGAAGGAACCAGUAUUAUUCUUCAAGUCGAUGUCCUCUCUCGAGGACGACGAGGAAUACAUCAGCGCGGAAGAUGUGAGUUCCAUCCACGGAAAAGGACACAUUGAAUACACCACACCUGACACCGAUCGGAACAAAGCUUUCUGGAAAAGUUGCACCCGGCACACUGCACCGAGGAUUGGUAGGAGCGUCCGGCCAGUGAAGGAAGAGGAGGAAGAGGAAGAGGAAGAGGAGAAGGAGGGAAAGGUGUCCGAAAGAGAGGAGGGAAGAGCGCGGUGUUUCUGGAGUCGUCGGGACGCCCAAAAUAGCGUCCCGAUAUGAUGACGCCCGGAGCAGACCGAUCCUAGAUUUCAGUCAGUUCGCAAGCUCGAAAGCUGCUGGGCACAACGAGCGAUCUCGCGACUCGCGACUUUCGAUUUAAAUUUUCGAUCGAUACGAAGAAAACAAUUUUUCUUUUUCCUACUCUACGACGUUGUCUUCCCUCGUUUUCGAGACUUUCAUCUCGCUCUCUAUAUCUAUCUCUAUAUUUAUCUUUAUUUAAUAUCAUAUCUUUAUAAAAACUCGUUCGCGUUCAAUCUCGCACGAGUUUUUGUUGGGAAGCUUUUAAGGAAAGAAUUAAAACACAGAGAUAGAAAAAAAGAGGAGAAGAAAAGACAAUGGCGGACGUAGA
Vespa crabro (European hornet) is the source of this 3431-nucleotide messenger RNA. RefSeq lists its product as uncharacterized. The record is from RefSeq and is a predicted model, not a curated record. The coding region runs from base 1382 to 3082 and encodes 566 amino acids. The transcript is spliced from 2 exons. Lineage: Eukaryota; Metazoa; Arthropoda; Insecta; Hymenoptera; Vespidae.